Molecule: messenger RNA, 8268 nt
Organism: Sebastes umbrosus (honeycomb rockfish)
Lineage: Eukaryota; Metazoa; Chordata; Actinopteri; Perciformes; Sebastidae
Product: nuclear factor 1 B-type-like
Exons: 12
Coding region: 728-2434 (568 amino acids)
Biological process (GO): regulation of transcription by RNA polymerase II
Cellular component (GO): nucleus
Molecular function (GO): RNA polymerase II cis-regulatory region sequence-specific DNA binding; DNA-binding transcription factor activity, RNA polymerase II-specific
Source: RefSeq, a predicted model, not a curated record
CCGAAGAGAGCACACACACACACUCACACUAAAAACUGGAGUGAAGGAGCAAAAUGAAUUGUACAGUAUGUCUCCAGAUAGCCAAGAAGGAGGAGAAGAAGAAGGUGCUGCAUGCUGGAUGGUGGCUGGUGGAUAGGGGUUGUGCGUUAGCAGCAGCAGCAGCAGCAGCAGCAGGAGGAGGAGGAGGAGGAGGAGGAAGAGGAGGAGGAGUGUGACUGUGUAAUUACGUGGGUGAAAAAAAAAAAAAAAAGUUGGGUCUGAUUUGCUGGAAUCGCGCAGGAGCGAAGGUGCACCGGUCGGUUUCAUAUCAAGUUUGGUUAAAGCAAAGGGCUGAACAUCACACACUCUCUCAUGCUUUUAUGAACGAGAUCGCACAGCCGCAGCAGCGAGACGCGCACAGUGUGCUGUAGUAAGAAGAGGACUAUACGCGCUUUGCACCGGCUCUAUACGACAAACUGCUUUUACCGUGCAUGUCCAACAACAAAAAACAAAAAAAAAAUCCUGCAUACAAUUUUUUUUUCUCUCUCUCUGCGGAGACGACAAUCUUUUUGGAUCGCACAAAAAUUCAUGGAUGUUCUUGGAUAACCUUCUUAUUGUUUUUCCGCGGAUAAGCUGCUCCACAGUGUUGCACGGUGCACAUCGCUCCAGGAAUGGCGCGAUAAAGUGAUCAGAGGAAUCAGUCCAAGUACAUUCACCUUUUUGUGUGUGUGUGUGUAGCCGUCUCGUCAUGUAUUCUCCAAUUUGUCUUACUCAGGAUGAAUUUCAUCCCUUCAUCGAGGCACUUCUCCCUCACGUCCGCGCCAUUGCCUACACGUGGUUCAACCUCCAGGCCCGAAAACGCAAGUACUUCAAGAAGCACGAGAAGCGGAUGUCCAAGGACGAGGAGCGCGCGGUGAAGGACGAGCUGUUGGGCGAGAAGCCCGAGGUGAAGCAGAAGUGGGCGUCCAGGCUGCUGGCCAAGCUGCGUAAGGACAUUCGGCAGGAGUACCGGGAGGACUUUGUCCUCAGCGUGACGGGCAAGAAGCACCCGUGCUGCGUGCUAUCCAACCCGGACCAGAAGGGUAAGAUCCGCCGGAUCGACUGCUUGAGGCAGGCCGACAAAGUUUGGCGCCUGGACCUGGUGAUGGUCAUCCUCUUCAAAGGCAUCCCUCUGGAAAGUACAGACGGGGAGCGCCUCGUCAAGUCUCAACAUUGCACCAACCCAGCACUUUGUGUCCAGCCACACCACAUAACAGUAUCGGUCAAGGAGCUGGACUUGUUUCUAGCGUACUAUGUCCAGGACCAAGAAUCGCAGCAGUCAGGAAGUCCCAGUAACAAUGAGCCAGGCAAGACCCCUCUUCCAGUCUACUUGGAAGACAGCUUCAUCAAAUCAGGAGUCUUCAGUGUUACAGAACUGGUGCGAGUGUCCAGAAUGCCCAUCACCCACGGUGCUGCGGUAAACUUCUCCAUGGCCGACAUGCCCAGCCAACCCUACUAUCAUGACCUGAACUCCAGCGUGGGGCUGCACCGCUCCCUGUCCUCCCCUCCCGGCAGCAAAAGGCCCAAAACCGGCAGCAUGGAGGAGAACAUGGACACCAGCCCGACGGGACCCGACUUCUACUCGUCACCCAGCUCGCCAGCCAGCAGUCGGGCGAACUGGCACGACAGAGACGGAGCAGACAUGUCCUCUCCCACCAUGAAGAAGCCAGAGAAGCCGCUGUUCAGCCCCACCUCCCCGCAGGACUCCUCACCACGACUCAGCACUUUCCCUCAGCCUCAUCACCCAGGCCUAACAGGUGUAGGACACAGUGUUAUAUCGACGAGGAGCCCCCCUCCACACUCGCCCCUGCAGUUCUCGGCCUCGUCUAUCCUGCCCCCAGCGCCGUCGCCCUACUUCUCGCACACCACCAUCCGCUACCCGCCCCACCUCAACCCAGCUGAUCCCCUCAAGAGCUACGUGCCGUCAUACGACCCGUCCAGCCCACAGAGCAGCCAGCCUAACAGCAGUGGUCAGGUGGGAAAGGUCCCGGGCCACUUCACCCCAGUUCUGGCCCCUUCCCCACACCACGGCGCCGUGCGACCAGUCUCGCUCUCCAUGCCAGACACCAAGCCCAUCACCACAUCCACGGAAGUUAUGGCGUGUUACCCAGGCUACUCAGCCCCCGGCACCCCGACGGCUAACCGUUUUGUAGGCCUGAGCCCAAGAGAUCCCGCCUUCCUCCACCAGCAACAGCUGAGGAAGUGUGACUGGAGCGUGACUCAAAACGGCAGGCAUUAUGGCCCCAGUGCCACUGACGACACUUUGGGGAUUACUUGGCAAAGUCCUGGUACCUGGGCGAGCUUAGUUCCAUUCCAAGUGUCGAACGGGACUCCGAUUCUGCCAACAAAUGUCCACCAGAACUACAGCAUAAACAUCAUUGGUGAGCCCCUGGUCCCCGCUGAGACGGGGAACUGAACACACACAAGAGGCCGGAUGACCCCCCCAGAACGGUGGAUGCGUGGGUGGGGGUGUUGGUGGUGCACAGCUAGCACUAAAGGUGUCCGCAGCCAUGGAUGAAACCAGCAAGCAGCACGAGCUGCACAAUCGUCCCCCCCCCCCCUCUCUCUCUCCUCCCAAUCUCCCCACCCCCCCCGUCCCUUCCCAUGAAGGACACUGGCCGUGAAGUGAAGAGUUCGGAGGGAAGAAAAAAGAAAACGCUUCAGGUCUGCUGUCUCCUCGCCCCCCCGCCCAGCCCACACACCCACCACCCACCAGUCAGUCGUUGUGUUUGCAGAACUUUUCAAUCCAUUCAAAUACUGUGAUGUAUAGAUGCCUUAAUGUUUUAUUGCAUGACACUCUAGUCUCUUAGCGGCAAUUCCUACUAUUUUUCCAUGUUGGGGGAAGAUGUAAAAUCUCGAUUUACACACAAGCGAAGAGGUCUGCGUACCGACAACCUCUGCCUGGUGGAUGGCUCCGAGACUCUAAGCUCUCCGAUCAGACCUCUUGAAAAGAGGCUUUCCCACGUCAAACGAUUCACUGUGUACACCAUAGGAACAAAACAGAAAAAAAAGUUGUGAAUUCAGAGUGUUUUCUUCUUCCGUUUUGAUUUCAGUUUACUGUGAUACGACUCUUUGUUCAGAGAAUGUGUUGACUUUGUUUAUUCUUUACUGCUACUUACUUCAAGAAUUAACGCUUAACGGUAAGAGUUGAGAACUCUUGAUGCGGUUUUGAAAAAAAAACACUAAAUGUUCGGCUUGAGAUUGGACCCCUCACUAAAAGAAUUUGCAACUCCUUUACAAAAGGAUUUUUUGAGAAAAAAAAUGACGGAGAAUAAGAAAAUCGCGAUAGAGGCAAGUGCAAUUGAAUUUUUGAAGGGAAGCUAUCAGUCUGUCAGCCCUAAGACUCUAAAGGAAGGGGGAUAAAUAUUAAAUGGAUUUAUGGGUAAAAAUGUUUAAGGAAACAUUUGAAUUUGAUUUCGGUCACAUAUCCGUCUUCUCACAGGAGAAAAACAUCACGCGUGGGAGGCAGUUGAAGGCAAGCACUAAGCUACCUGUGCAGCGCUGAGCAACACCAGCACUUCUUUUGAGCCCUUCCCAUCAUUAUGGGGAGUUUUUUUUAUUUAUUUUGGGGGAAAAAAUAACAUAAGUAAAGAAAAGAGACACACAUAGUGUGUAAAAAUGUCAUUUCAUGUUUUUUAAAAAAUGUUCACGAUAAGAUCAAGAACAUAUGCAUUUGGCCAUCAGCUUCUAAAGCUUAUGUUUACAAAAAAAAAAAUAUAUGGAAUGCAAAGUGUUAAUCCAUGGAAAUGUACAAUUCAUGCAAAUGUACAGUAGGCUUAUGUGUAAAGCUACAGUUUGUGCAAGGUUAACUCUACAGUGGAAGAGGUUGAAAACUGAAAUUAUGAAUCCAGGUGGUGGCAAAUCCCUGAAAUCUAGAAUUGUGCACGGCAUGUUCACAGCCAUUGCCUCUCCAGCCCAGACAUAUUUAUACAAGGAAAAUCUCUCCAGUACUCUUAAUUUGCACGAUGACAUAUAGUCCACAUUACGUGCCUUGCCUUUGAAUAUAGAGACAUCACUACACUUGUUUUUGCUGCAUUUAUCAUUAUAGAAAAAAAAUUAACAUUUUUAUGAUAAGAAUUGUUUUGUACUCUGAAUGAAAUUGUUGAUUUUUAACUUCAUGUACUACUCUAUCUCACAGUUACAUUGCAUAUCAAGGCUGUGUAUAGUUGCCGUUUUAAAGUUUGUAAUCAACCAGCAUUUUUUUUUUUUUCUCUCAGUAUUUUGGUGGUUUUUCUAAUAACCUGUCAUCUUUUUGUUUUCCUUAUUUUUUUGUUUUCAAUGCUCAUUUUUGUUCAUCUUCCAAUUACUAUUGUGGAGGGUGGAAUUCAGAAUUAUGAAAAUUAUGCAAUACCAAGUUUUGCCUAUGUAGGUAGUGCUUAUAGAUGCGUCAAUUAUUAGAGGCUAGUUUGGAGAUAGACAAUAUUGUAAUGCAUUUAUUUUGUUGAUAUCGUUGUUUGUCGUUGUUGUUGUUGUUGAUGAUGUUGUUGUUGUUGUGGGUGUUUUCCUUUUUUAUUGACCAAAGUGGGGACUGCUUUCUAUGCAGUGUAUGACAAGGUCUUUUUUUUUUUUUCUUUCUUUAGCAUAUAGGCCUACCGAAUGACGGUGUGUUCCAGUGUAUUUUGAAUUCGGGAGUUUUAGGGGGGAGGGGCGGUAUUUUUCUAGAAGUACUUAUAAAAACAAAAUGCACCCUUGGUCUUUCUACGGCUGCAAAGUCACUGAUUGGUCUACUGUGACUCUUACUUUCAACUUUCCACCUGGGGUGCUAGCAUGUGACCUUGAAGGAGCUCAUUUUUUUUCACAGGAGAGACGGCUUGACUUGAGUAUGACAAUCACUUUAAGAAAUCAUUUUGCGUAGAACCCCAUUCUCUCGUAGAUCCCUUGAAGACGCCGUCGCGCGCUCGUAUCGAACGCUACGCCGUACUAUUCGAGACGUCACCGAAUGCAAUUCCCAAGUAGAUGCCUUAAACACAUCAGUGAAGUGGCCUGUGACCUGCGCAACAAUCACACACCGACUAAUGCUCGUGAGACCUGUCCAAAUCAGUUCCAGACAGGCUCAAGCAAGCCUUUAGAAAGUAUUUUAUAAGUAGUAGAUUUGUAUAAAUGUAUAUACGAUAUGCACAUAUGUCAAUUCCUGAGAUACUUCCCCAGCCCAGUAGAGUAUGUCGAAGUAAAUAUUUCAAUAAUGGUGUUUUCUAACUCCAUGUCCAGCGGCCCAGUAGAAUAGAAUCCACUAGAAGAAAAAUAUAGCACUUAACUAGCACAUAGGCAAUCGUCUUCGCUCCCCGUACAGUGUUUUGAACCGAGUCUUAAACUAAAUCUCUCAGGCGUAUUACAGGGCAUUAUUUAUAUCAAUCAUUAUCUUACCAUUUUUAAUGUAAAAAAGUCUCACAGAGAGAGCAGCGCCUCCGAUGCUGCUACGACACCUUUUGCACUCUUUCCCUACAAUCGUGAAAGAUCCCCUCGGAGAGACAGUACUACCGUGGGCUCUCCGCCAGUAGUAAGCAGAGGGCUAAGAAGCAGAAAACGUUUUUAAAAUAAUCCUCAAGUCAAGCUCAAUCUCUCCGUCUUCACCCAGAUUUCUUAUGCAGAAAAUUUUUUAAAAAGUCACCCCGUUCUAUGUGCACUGUUCUGUCUUUUUUUGUUGUUUUAUUCUUUUAAAAGAAAAACUAUAAGUGCUUUGCAGCCUUUGGCCAUUGGAGACCCCACUGACGUGCAUUGUCCCCAAGUGUGUUUGUGAGUGUGUGUGAGAUAAAAAUGUGUCAGGGUCACUGUGCUGUUGGUGUUUAUUUGAAUAGGAGACUGUACAUAAAGGUAAAUAUCCUGAUUGCGUCGAUAGCAGUAGUCUGUGGGGUUGAACUCUGCUUUGGCAGCUUGAGUGUUAGUGUGCAUGCGCGCGUGUGUGUGACUUGUGAGCUGGGUGUGUGAUCGAGUGCCUCUGACACUACACAAUGAGAGAAGAUGAGGGUCUUUCUAUUGAAAAAAAAAAAAAAGCCUGCCGUAGGACAGGAGUUUGUACACUGUAAACUUUCUCGAGAGUUCUCCUCUUAAAGCCCUUAUUUGUAAAUCUUCAAUUCUAGGGGAAAAUAAGUCAAUUCCAUUUUAGGGAAAAAAAAUAAUUUUGUUUUGGAGGCUGGAUUUGAGUUAGAACUCUCCAGGUUUCCCCGAUUAGUAGAAUCUAAAGUGUUUUCAUUGGUUGUAUUCCUGUAUGUAAAGUCAAAAAAGAGGGGGGAAAUAUUCUAUACAGAUCCAUAAAUAUAAAAAAAACAACAAUGAAGGCUUUUUUUAUUAUUAAUAUUAUUAUUUCUGAUCUUGGUUAGUGCUUAGAUAUUUCCAUUUGGGAAACACUUCAUGAAUAUUUGAAUUGUUGUUCUUUCAUUAGUGUGGCCAUAGCGAGUGUGAUGUGAUUUAUCUCAUUUUUUUGCAAAUGGGUGUGAAUUCUUGUCCAACAAGAUCUUGGUGUGAGUGUGUUUCUUGUAGCAGCUGGGAGGUGGCUUCACUUAACCAGUAGAAAAAUGGCCCCAGAUUGCACCUGACCUUAAGCGAGAAGCAGGGUAAAAAUCUGCAGUGACAAACGUCCUCGAUGAAUCUAUCAGAUAGUUUUUAUUUUGUUUCUUUUCAGAGGAAAUGUUGCAAGACGACAUAGAUCGGAUUCGGCCGGCCAAUGUUAAGCCGUAUGCAGACGAUACUCUAAAAUAUCUCUCUAAAGAUCAGUACCAACAUCUAGGCAUCACUCAUUUUGCACAUUCCACAUGCUGUCUAUGCCUGAUGUGAGGUAGAAAAACACUUCAUUCACACUACAAACAAACAUUACAUUAACUGCAGGUGCUUCAGAAUAGGGUACUGUACCUUCCAGCUGACAAUAGCUAGUGUAUUUGGGCAUGGUUACGUAUUUCUAUUGCUACGCAGGGUGUGAAUGUAGCCUGUCAAAACGCUCUUUACGAAAUUUGAAUCAGUGUUCCACCCAUCAGAAAGAGCCGUAUUCAAGGCAGACUUUGACACUCACAACGACCUUAUUUUAGAAAGUAUUAUGCCAUUGAUCGCCGCGAUCAUCGAGAAACAGGACAACUUUAUGCAAGGAGGACCUGUGGCACUCAUGCAAUAUGUGUGAUUUUCCUUUUUAACUGAAUGUCACGCACUCUGUAGGGACUGAGAGGGCGUAUACAUGCAGAAUUAUAGGAAAGCAUUAAUUAAUACUUCAUUUUUCAUCCUACAUGAGCAAUACACACCUUCCAUACGCUGGCUAGCUGCUAGUCACUUGGCAUCAGGUUGUUAUAAAACAUGAAAACCAGCAUUUUUACAGGAUGUAACAUUCACCAAAAGAAGACAAAAAGAUAGCAAUGCAGUGCCUGUUCAAGCUGUCCAAGUGUCUAUUGUAUAUAAUUGUAAAAUGUGAUAGACUUACUUUCAUAUGUGACAAGAAAAACACCAUCACACAGAACAGAAUGUGGCAAACUCAUCUAGAAAUAUGCUCUUUAUUACUUCUUUGAUGUUUUUUUUUUUUUGGUUGCGAUUUAUUAAUUAUGUCUGCACACAAUGCCCACAUCAAGCAAAAUUUGAGAGGAAAUGUUCAUUCUUCUUUUUUCUUUCUUUUAUUUUCGGGAGGGGGACUGGGGCGGGGGGGGGUCAGUGCUACAUUAAGAGCAGUGAAAGGUUGAAAUAAUGUCUUUUCUUAAGAUUACUCACCAGUUUUCUCUGCAGGGCUGAUUUAUUUUUGGGUCUUGUGGCACUUUUACGUCCCUCUGCGCACACAUUUCUACUUCGUGAAUCAUGGUGGAAUUAUAUAUAACGAACAACAACAACAACACCAACAAAACAAUAUGUAAACAGUCUCCAGUAGUGAUCGUAGUAACACUGCAAGUGUGUGCAAAGGUCUAUGUAUGUAUCUGAAUGUACGUUUUAGAGGACUUUUUGGAAACCUUUUUUUGUUUUUUAUCUUUUCAUUGACAGUUUAGGAGCCACAGGUGUCCAUUGUGAACUGUAUAGCGAAGGCCUUGAUAUCCCUUCUUUUUAUUGAUUUUAGAAACGCCGAGCAUUAGGCGAUGCCUUCAAGCUGGUUACAUUUGGUGCAGGGGCUAAAAUUGCCACAAGAUUAAAAUCAGUGUAAAUAAAGGCUCAACUUUUUGUGAUUGUUACUGUUAUAUCCAGCCUAUACUGCUAGCAGCUGUUUUUACUGCAGUCAAUUACUGGAAGUGGAUAUAUUUCCUAUGCAAAACUGUUUAAACAAUAAAAUGAGCUAUGCUACAAAAAGGA